AAGCUCGCCGCUCUCUUCCUUGAGGACUCCAUUGAGAACUCAUCCAAUACAUGGAGGGCUUAGCCGAUAACCGCUGGGAGGACACACGGGAGGUCUCCACACAGGACUCGGGAUGGCCUAUACCGCGGCUCUGCUCUUCGGACAAGGGGAGGAAAAAAGCCUCGUCGACAUGAUAGGAAAGUACUUUAUCGGGCGUCAAGAGCGGAGCUUCGUGAGACGAGGAAGUGUCGAAAGUUGCGACGACAUUUCGCCUCACCCCAACAUGGAUGCAGGUGUGGAGCAGGAGGAGAGGCUCCUUCAACAGGAUGUGACUCGCCACAUCGAGCGCUGCCUGACCGAGGCCAAGGCUUCCGUCCUUCACUGCGAGGCGCUGCUGCUUCCUCGCCAGAUGACCGCCAGGGUCGGCCGGGAUGUUCUGAGCGCCGCCACAGACGAGCCGUGUGGGCUGCGGGGUGCCUCCAUCAGGGUCUACGUGGAGACCAAAGAUGGCGUCAAGUCUUUAGGGAACAUCCGCCCCGACCCCGACGUCACGUCCACAUUUGAACUGUCGUUGGUGCUGAAGGCGCACCAGGCGCACGGCUGGCCGCCACUCAAGCACAUCUUUGAUGGCAACAAAGUGAUGAAGCUGAGACCAGAGUACAAGUUGGUGAAGAGGAAGCUCUACUCUUCUGCCAGUCCUGUCAUCCACCAGUUUAACUAGAGCCCGUUGCACUUUUUUUUUUUUUCUUCCCACUGGGAUUUUGGAAAAUGUUUCAUUGUAGCAAACUUGAGCACUAUUUUGCACAAAUGUCUUAAAAUGUGUUUAUUUACUUGGAUUCUGCUGAAAGAAAAUGCUUGUAAUUAUGCAGAACAAAUUGUACACUUCAUUAUGUAACAAGUGGAAGCAUCAUGUCUGGAAGGGGCAGGUCUCAUUCCUUAGACGUGCUGGUCAAUAAAACCUUUUUUACAAAAUA
Messenger RNA from Entelurus aequoreus (snake pipefish), 953 nucleotides. RefSeq names its product DNA damage-inducible transcript 4-like protein-like. Bases 113 to 700 code for a protein of 195 amino acids. The transcript is spliced from 2 exons. Gene Ontology annotation, cellular component: cytoplasm. The record is from RefSeq and is a predicted model, not a curated record. NCBI's taxonomy places the organism in Eukaryota, Metazoa, Chordata, Actinopteri, Syngnathiformes, Syngnathidae. Gene Ontology annotation, biological process: negative regulation of signal transduction.